Messenger RNA from Sphaeroforma arctica JP610, 2769 nucleotides. RefSeq lists its product as hypothetical. The coding region runs from base 417 to 1193 and encodes 258 amino acids. NCBI's taxonomy places the organism in Eukaryota, Ichthyosporea, Ichthyophonida. The record is from RefSeq and is a predicted model, not a curated record. The transcript has 2 exons.
CACAUUUUGAACACAAACACACGCAAUAAUUAAAUAACUGCACGUGUGGAAAGGGUGUCAAGCACGGUAUUCAAUGCACGAUAUCUUAUGAACUAAAAGUCAGAUUAGCAAUUAGACGUCGCAGAAGUUCUUAUAUCAUCCUAUACUAGUUUCUGGCUAAAAAAAGUAGCGAUCGUUAUAAUUGAAGAAUUGCAUUUGCACAAUGGCGUGCAUCAAGCGUGCAAAAGUAGAUCGUCCGUAGAAUCUUUUCAGCCCGCCCCGCACAUGUUUCAAUAGAGGCUGUAGUACAAGGAUAUACUCGAUCAACAUAUUUUGGAUACAUAGAUCACAGUCAGAGGUCAAAAGCAAAGACUCGUUCACGAAAGAAUCUUUCUCAGCUUAUACCAACCAAAGAUAGAGAUGUGUUCAAAACAUGGAUGAUCAAGGUAGGAAGAAUUGAUGAACAUCCUUCUGAAGAUGUUGAUCAAGAAGCUAUCAUCGAUCACGAGAUCCAGAAACAACACAAGUUGUGCACUAAAAGUUUUCACGUUAAGUAUAUACGUAGAACGAAACAAAGGGUCAAGCUUACCGACGAUGCAGUUCCUAUGACUGAACAAGAAUACCGUGCAAAUGUAGCGCGUGAACGUUUAGCAUAUGAAGCAUUAGAACAGCAGAGGUUAGUCAACGAAAUGGUGCAAUUGGGCUUACUUCAAGAAAAUUGCCGCCCGACUCUGCGUUCAGGUAGACGACCACUUAGUACCAUACAACCAGAUGAUAAUCCCAAAACAGUUAAGAAGCGUCAUACAAAGGUAGAUUCGACUACGAUACAACUAGAGGUUAAGACUGUAGCUCUAACUAAAGGUUCUUCGAGAUUAGCAGCUUUAGAAGAAAAGAUGGCACAAUUACAUAGUGAUAUAAAGAGUGCAGAAGAGAAUCUCACUCAACAAAAGAUAGAACAUAAUAUUGAAUUGAAUUUAAUGGAGGAUGAAUUGAACAACAAGCAACAUAGACUCGACGGAAUGGCGAAGAACUUCAAAGAGACUCGUAUAUCCAAGCUAACAUAUGAGUAUAUAUCCCAGGAUGUAGAGAGGGUUCGUUUUUGUACCGGAUUCCAGACUCCCACCAAAUUUGUAGCUUUUGCGGAAAAUAUUGAGAAAUACGGUAAAGCGUUCACACCUGGUAGAAGUUCACUCACUAUUCAGAAUGCUCUGUAACUGUGGUUUGCCAGGGUCAGGCACAACUUAGACCAGGGUGUCUUAACACACUUAUUUGGAUUAACAUGUACACAGACCGUAUCUAACAUUCUUAAUGAUAUGAAUGCAGUUAUUUUGAGCUACUUCCGGCAUCCUUCUAACUGGAUGCUCUGCGGCUGCCUUGCUUCAUGAAGAAGUACCCAACAACAUCACUAGCAAUCGAUUGUACAGAAAUUUUUAUCCAGACUCCGUCCAAUCUCGACUUUCAAAAGGCAACAUACAGCAAAUACAAACAUCACAGCACGGUCAAAAUGCUUGUGGGGACGUCAGCCGCCGGGCACUGUCUCCGUUGUAUCCCGGGAAGAUCAGCGAUCAAAAGAUAUCUAACUUGUGCAAGGAGUCCCUAUGCGCGAAGAUGUGGCCUGGUUUGGCCGCCAUGGGUGGCAAAGGAUUCCUUAUAGCUGACUUGUUGCCGGCUGGAUGCACAUACAACGUACCGCCAAUGUUGCGUAAAGACACUCAGUUUACUACUGAGCAAAAUUUGGAAACAAUUAAGAUUGCUUCAUCAAGGAUUCAUAUCGAACGAGUCAAUGUUCAGAAUGUUGGCGCAAGAAUUUCGCUUAGUUGACAUACACUCUUUUUAUCAGUUUCCAUAGCCUCCGAACCUUCCGAACCAACGAUGUGCAUUGAUUCUGUAAACUUAUCCUGACGCUCGGAAACUGUUGUUGGAUUUUCGAUGAUUGUCAGGUAAAUUGGGCGUUAUACGUCUUCGUCUAUAUUUCCAGUGACAAAGCUUGGUACAUCCCAUUUACUUUCCUUACUUGUGCACAGAUUGCUGUCUUCGUCAUCGUCAGAUUGCUUUAUACUGGAAUCAUAUUUAUACCUCUCAAAAUCAUUCGCCGCCGCCCAACCACUUUGUUGAACCACAGUCCAAACUAAAGAUGCUACGUGCACACAUUUACGACCUAUGUCAAGCGGGCAUACGCAAUAAUCCUUCUUCACCCUAUAUUCUCCCUCUAAAUGGCUCGUUAGCAUCGCAUAUUCUUCCAUAGACGACGAGAUUUGUGAGCGUGGGAUACUUGCGCAUACAAAUACAUCCUUGCUACUAUUACCCGAAAAAUCCGCGCCGAAACUAAUAAUCUUCCAUUUAAAACGACAUAUAUUCUUAGCCUCUUGAUAAAUAGACGUAUUCACAUUUUGUUCUACUUGCGCAGCUGUGCGCGAGCGUCCCUUGUUGUAAGCAGUGAUGCCAAAGAAGUCUAUUAUUACCUCCGUUCGUAUAUAGGGGAAUUUCUGCCAGUUGCCAGACUUUAUGAUAAUCAGAACGAAUAGGUAACCCGGCUAUAGCCACUUCAUUUAAUGGCAUCUCAUCUUGACCCGAAAGUGUAACACACUUAGUUCUCGUUCGAUCAAAUACCCAACUAUUUCUGUUCGCGUGUAAUCCUUCACGGAAAGCCUUCUCACAAUGUGUAGAAAAUGGCGGUCUUAAAGCUUUCUUUAAAGCCUCUAAAAUAUCAUCUGUUCGGACUUCUAUACAUGUUGAUAGGUGUUCGAUCACAGUCGACAUCACUGAAUUCAUACACAAUCCAAAUAAAGG